This is a messenger RNA of Polistes canadensis, 2469 nucleotides long. RefSeq lists its product as uncharacterized. The coding region runs from base 331 to 2184 and encodes 617 amino acids. NCBI's taxonomy places the organism in Eukaryota, Metazoa, Arthropoda, Insecta, Hymenoptera, Vespidae. The record is from RefSeq and is a predicted model, not a curated record. The transcript is spliced from 3 exons.
AAUAACAAUUAUAUAAAUAAUAAAAUAUAUCGGAGUUGAUUUAUUUUAUGUUUCAAAGUUAUUGCCAAUAUUAACUGAAUAAAAGACGAAAAUUCACUUUCGAUACCUUUCUUUGAUAGUUUUAUGACUUAUGGUAUGCGCAAGUUAUAAUUUGUCAGAAAAUCGGUUUUUAAUUUAAUAUAAAUAGAGAUGUAUAAAAUUUCAAAUGUGCUAAAUAGAAAAAUAAAAAUAAUUCCUGUUCUGUGUUGUUUUAUAAUAUAAUUUACAUUGUAUUUUGUUAGUGUACAUAAGUAGAUUUAAGGAGUGAAUGUAAUAUUAAAAAGAAUAAUUAUGAGUAGAAGUAGGAAAUCAAAAAUAUCACAUAAAUUGGAAGAAAAUAAAGAUAAGUUUCAAAAGCCGGUACAACAAGGAAAUCAUGAUAAUUCAUCAUUGCAGAUGGAAAAUAAUACAAAGAAUAGUCCAAUAAGAAACUCAAAUGAAACUCAAACUCAUCCUGGUCACAGUACACCAAUACAAAAAAAAUAUUCUAAAAAUAAUAUAGAAGUGUCUCCGGAGCCUUGUUGCAAUCGUAGUCCAAUAUCAAUUCCAUAUACACAAGAUGCCAGCGAAGUUGCCUGGGAUUGGCAAAUUUCAACUGGUUCUGCGAAAAGCAAAACCAAGGAUGAUCAUACUGUUACUACACCUAAACAGGCAAUGCUACUUCAAAAAAAACGUAUUUUAAAUUCUCCAUUAUUGUAUAAACCUUUAAGAAAGAGAUUAAUUAAAGCGGAUAGUGUAGAAAAUGUUGGAAAAUUUGCUGCCGAAUUAAAAGCGUUGACUGAAAAAAUGAAAACUAUACAGCGUAAUGAUGAGGAUUAUAUAGAGAAUGACAUAGACAACAAUAUGGAUGAAGUAGAAAAUUAUGAAGAAAAGAAUCAUGAAGAAAAGGAUCAUGAAGAAAAGGAUCAUGAAGAAAAGGAUCAUGAAGAAAAGGAUCAAUUGGAUGAACUAAUUGUUUCGGAUACAAAUACUUUUGCCAAUAAAGUAAGCACAAGCUUUGAAGAAUUAUUUGAUGAAUCGAUAGAAGAUUCAAUGGUAAAAUGUAGCCAAGAAAUAGAAGAAAAAUUUAAUCUAUGUACAAGCAAAGAGACUAGUACAUUUGACUCAUUCAAACGAAGUAGAGAGAAGGAUACAUUUAUCACAAAAGAAAAAAGUAAAAGUGCAAGUAAUUUAAGUGAAAAUUUAAAGAGCACUUUUUUUUCACAAAAUUCUCCGAUAUUGAAUGUUAGCAAUUUUUGUAAAACAUAUUCUAAGACUACUCCUAAUUGUAAGAAAAAUGUAGAUAUAGAUGUAAAAAGGUUGGAAGCGAAAGAAAGUAAUGUGAAGCAAUCUUCUGUAAAUAAUAAUAUUAUAAAUAAUCAUAAUGAAAAUUUACAAAAUUAUAAAAAUUUAGUAAGACGUAAUAAUGCCGAAUUAUUUGAGAUACCAGAUGAUUCUUUCGAUGAUUGUUUAGCUACUUGUAUAGAAGAUGAUAAAUUAUUAUCUGAAACAACAGAAUAUGAUAAUAUUUUUCCGGACUCAGAUAUUAAACCACAUGAAAAUGAAAGAGAUUAUAAACAUUCUAGUUCAACGAAUAGAAAUGCAACUAAAAAUGUAACAAAAUCAAAUAAUACUGGCUAUAAUUCCAACAGCUGUUGUAUUAAUCAAACUUCUUUGGAUACUUUGGAUAAAUCGAUUCACAAUUCUAAUGUCAAUAGUAAUCUUACCGAAAACAGAAAAUUUUUUAAAACUAGAAGUUUAUCAGAUUCAUAUUUUGGACAUGAAAAAACUACUAAUAUAAAUACAAAACCUAAUACAUCUAAUUCACGUCAAAUAAUAAAACACUCUUCUUCUUCAAAUUUGCCAUCUAAAUUAUAUGUAAAUACUAAUGGUAAAAAUACAACAAAUGGAAAUGUUAAUGCAAACCAAAACAUCAAAUCGAUAAGUGACAUAGAAAACAUGCGUACACUUAAUAAUAGUAAAAUUAUGUUAAAAGAUUCUGAAAUAAAAAAUAUGAGAAAUUCACAGACUAUGGUAUGUACACCUGAAGAAAUAGAAAGAAAACGUUUAGAAGCAAAAAUGAGAUUAGAAGCAAAAAGAAAAAUACAGACAAAUGUUAAACCAGCAAUAACUUCAGAAAUACCAUCAAAGAAGAUACAAAGGUAAAAUAGUGUUAUUUUUUCUAAAUUUUAAACUUUAAAUCUAUCUUCAGUGAAUACUUUGCAAAUUUAUUAUCAAAUCACAUAGUAACAUCAGUUCUAUGAAACUACAGUGCAAAUAUAUAGCGGAUAGAAAUAAUAACAUUUUAACAUUUUACCAUUACAAAGUAUUUCAGUUAAAUAAAUGAAGAAUAUUUUAACAUGUUAUAGUAUUUUUUGUUAUAUUUAUAAAGGGUUACAUUAAUUUUAUUGUUGAUAACUAAUGUUCGAACAUAAAAUUUUUCUGCAAAAA